Messenger RNA from Trichoplusia ni (cabbage looper), 1423 nucleotides. It is a transcript of the gene MED31, whose product is annotated as mediator of RNA polymerase II transcription subunit 31. The transcript is spliced from 4 exons. The record is from RefSeq and is a predicted model, not a curated record. Gene Ontology annotation, cellular component: core mediator complex; mediator complex. Bases 272 to 694 code for a protein of 140 amino acids. NCBI's taxonomy places the organism in Eukaryota, Metazoa, Arthropoda, Insecta, Lepidoptera, Noctuidae. Gene Ontology annotation, biological process: regulation of transcription by RNA polymerase II. Gene Ontology annotation, molecular function: transcription coregulator activity.
AGGCAGCUAGAAGCUGGUGUCAGAUUGACAAUGACAAGUUGUCAAAAUAAUAAAGUUUCAUCCUGUCGGACCCGAAACAAGCAAACGUAAAAUUCAACCUAACAAAUGAUAGUUUCCGAAGUCGAACGCGAUUUAAGUAAUAUUAUGAAAACAAUAUAACUUCUUUGAGUAUGUACAACAUGGACAUUAGGUGUGGAAGAAGAUAUUAACACCGACCGUCACGAAACUCAAAAAAGUUCAAGUGUGUUAUGUUAAUAGAAAAAGCUUCAAAAUGAUGGCUGGAAAAGUUAUGCCAGAGACAGAGGAGCAGAAUAGAAUAAGGUUUCAAGUGGAAUUGGAAUUUGUACAGUGUUUGGCUAAUCCAAACUACAUUCAUUUUCUAGCCCAGCGAGGCUACUUAAAGGAGCAGACUUUUAUCAACUAUAUCCGAUACCUACAGUACUGGCGGGAACCAGAGUAUGCACGCUACCUUAAGUAUCCAAUGUGCCUUCACUUCUUAGAACUCUUGCAGCAUGAGGCGUUCAGAAGAGAAUGUGUGUCUGCUCAGGUCUGCAAAUUCAUGGAUGAUCAAGCGAUUUUGUUAUGGCAACACUAUACGCGGCGGCGUACGCGCACGCUACAGCCACCGGACGCCCCCGCACCCCCUGCCCCGCCCGCGCCCCCGCAGCAAGGCCCGCCCAGGCAACAGUCUUAGACAUUAACCUAUGAUUAAUUGUUGCUAGAAACCUAUCAACAGAUGGCUUUCAUUAUUAGAGAUAGAAAUUUCAGAAUUCAGCUGCCAAAUGAGUGCAAUUGCCUUCUUUUAAAUUCGAUGAACAAUUUACUAAUAUGCCUCGCGUAUUUGCAAACUGUUCAAUUUUACCGACUAAAUAUUUUUUAUGACCGCGCGCUGUUAUCUCCCGUUAUGUAUAUUACAGCGCAUAUUCACUAUACAAGAAAUGUAUCUCUACUAAUGAAAACAUCUUAAAUAUUUUACUAAAAGUAAGAUUAGUUAGUAAAGGCUAGAGAUCUAGAAUAUAAUAAUAUGCACAGAAAGGAAUAUUUUACUUGAACUCCCUUGUCAAGUCAUGAGUGAAUGAAUCAGAACAGAGAUGGCAAGCACACAAUUUGCUAUUCACGUCAGAUGGAUCAAGUUAUGUUGUAGUAUCAAAUACAUAAUAGUUAAAUUACUAUGCAUCAAUUAAAAAGCAUUUUGAUACUUCUUGUCAAAUGAAUUAAAGUGUUACUUGUGAAAAAAAUUAAGCACUAAUUCAUUGAAAGAACUUUGCCAGUACAAAAAAAAAUCCUUUAGUUUUUGUGUAUGGCCAAAAUCGUCAUAUCGCCAAAAUGUGUAAAUAUGUAACGAUUUUGAUGUCUUAACACAGACUGAAUAUGUGUAAUUUCUAGAAGUAAGUUAAUGUUAAUAAAAAAUUGUUUUAUGUAA